CCCCUCAACAGUUCCCGUAAUUUAGAAAAUCAUUAACUCUGCUUCAUGUAGUCUAGGUCCAAAACUGAAGGAGGAUAAUAAAGCACCUAAGGGGGUCAGAGACUACUGCACUGGAGAGGAGCUGAGGAGAGGCGUCACAUACGAGUUACAAUCCAAUUGAAAUGAGACAGAAGUGACCAUGGGGUUCACAGCACUGCAUUUGCUUCUCUGGCUCCUUGCUGCUUCCACUCCGACAGCACAAGAGAUGUUGAGUCUACAUGUGACUCCAAAGAUUUCUGCAGCGUGUGGCCAGCAGGUUACUCUAGACUGCGAGGUGUCCUCCUCUCAGCACGGGCUGUCAAUCAAACACAUGCAGUGGUAUCAAAACAACACCUCUUAUUGUUCUGUGAACAGUGAAGAAACGGUUACUAAAGAACACCAGAGCAGCUUCCGCUGUGAGUAUCAACAAGGACGACUGUCCCUCAUCUUCACAGAAGUGCAGCCGAUGGAGAGCGGGACCUUCAGGUGUAAACUUCACUCCAACAAGGGCGCCAAGGAUGGAAGUACAAUCUUGGAGUUACAAGAUGGCUGUGGGCAGGUCGAGGGUUUGAUAAAGGACGGCUAUCCCACAUGCACCUUCACGCGAGUCUACCCAGACGGAGAGGUGCACUGGUUUCACGGCUCCAAACGUCUCCAUGGUGAACACAAAACUAUCGAAGAUGUUGAAGACGGGGGUUGGCUGACUAUCCGGAGCUACAUGGAGCGGAAGAGUUCUGGAGUGUCCUACAACUGUUCCUUGUGGAGCACCAAAAUUGGGAGAUACAUCGCUUCCACUUUGGUUGAGAAGGAAGAGUUCAGUCCACGAGAGAGGCCGUUGAAUGGAACUGGAUCACAGGGACCUAUGAGGACAUCCUGGUGUUUCACAAUCUUAACUGUUUUCCUGCUGAAAUUACUUUGAGUUAAAUCACAUCACAGAGAGUGAUCAGGGUGAAUGAUCAGCACUGAUUUGGAAAACUGAGGAACAAUAAGGUACCAAGUUUCUAUUUACUUUUACUCCCAGUGAGCAGAAUCUUCUUGUAGCGUCCAAAUGUUCAUUCUCCUCCUUUAAACUCUCGCCUGAGGUUGCAGCUCCAUGUUUUCUGCAAACCCCUACAGACAGGAAAUCCGCCCCUCUUGCACAGAAUGAAGACCUCAAAUGAAGCCUUUGUGUGUAAAAAAAUCAAACAGCUGGAAACAGGAAGUGUCAGUCAUGCAACGACUGUGUGUGGUGUGUGUGU
Molecule: messenger RNA, 1256 nt
Organism: Labrus mixtus (cuckoo wrasse)
Lineage: Eukaryota; Metazoa; Chordata; Actinopteri; Labriformes; Labridae
Exons: 4
Coding region: 179-937 (252 amino acids)
Source: RefSeq, a predicted model, not a curated record